Messenger RNA from Chara braunii, 5481 nucleotides. The record is from the annotation of a GenBank genome assembly. Lineage: Eukaryota; Viridiplantae; Streptophyta; Charophyceae; Charales; Characeae.
GCCUAUCAGGCCCGGAUGCUGCUUCUGAUUACCGAAGCAAAGCAACGGUCGGGCAGCCGCAGGAAAGAAGAAGGUGGAGGACGCCGAGAAGGCACGUCUGUUGGCAAUCAAACAGCAGCGCCAGCAAGAUGAGGCAGCAGCAAAGGCUGCGGAUGAAGAACGAACUCAACGACGCGAGAAGAUAUUCAAUGGAGAGCGAGCUUUGCUCACAAUGGCAGCGGACUGGCGGGCCGAGGCCGAGAAUGGGAAAAUGGAAGACAGUGAAAACAAGAUCGCUCUCCUCCUCUCCCAUCUCACGGACCUCCUGGCCACGUUCAUUGCACAGCAGGAGGACAUCCACAACCUCGACGACGUGGUUCAGACGCACAAUCAGGUGUUUGACCAAGUCAACAGCCGCCUCCAGCAGCUGGAACAAACCGUCGCCGCCCCCAUUGCCAGCUCCUCCAACACCUACGAUCGCCUCGAGGCAUUGGAGAUUGACUUCGGAUCCCUCAAGGACGACCUACAGUUACAGCAAACCGAAACGCAACAAUUGGAGCAGCGGAUCUGUACUGACGCCACCCACUCGAGCUCGGAACCACGCGAGACAACUCCAAAGUUCGAUGGGCAGGAGAUCUUCUACGACUCGACGAAGACGGACCCGAUUCCAUGGUUCUGCAAGUUCGAGCUCAAGUUGCAGCUCCACCACGUCAGCGAACACAAGCACCACGCGUACUUAUACUCCCGGUCGGGGGGCGCGUGCCAAGCAUGGUUGGACAAUCUCUUGUCCAAGCACAGAGUGGUGGCUGCCGACUUGCACACCAAGAUCAGCUGGGAUGAUCUGAAGGCGGCGUGGCAUAAGCGGUUCCAAGUAGAGCUGUCGGAGAUCAAGGCAAUGGACAAGCGGAUGGUCUUCGAACAAGGCACGCUGCCGAAGUUCGCCGACAUCUUCGAGUCACCUACCGGUGUGGUGCCGGAUCGGCCGAUCUCUCACGAGAUCAUUCUUGAGGCCGGUGCCGUGCCGCCGAAAGGUUGCAUUGACCGCAUGAGUGAGGAGGAACUUACGGUCCUCCGCGCGCAACUCGAUGACUUGUUGGACAAGAGCUGGAUCCGCCCCAGUAGCUCUCCAUUUGGAGCGCCAGUUCUCUUCGUAUGGAAGAAGAACAAGGAUCUACGAUUGUGCAUCGACUACCGCAAGCUCAACGCGCAAACCGUCAAGAAUGUGGGGCCUCUUCCUCGUAUCGACGAUCUUCUUGAGCGAUUGGACGACGCAAAGUACUUCUCUAAGUUGGAUUUGAAGUCGGGAUACCAUCAGAUUUCGAUCCGGCCGAACGAUCGCUAUAAAUCCGCGUUCAAGACGCGGUAUGGGCAUUUUGAGUGGGUGGUCAUGCCUUUUGGCCUCACCAAUGCUCCGAUGACAUUUCAAGCGGCAAUGACCAACGAGUUUUGUGCGAUGUUGGACCGGUUCGUGCUGGUCUACUUAGACGACAUUCUCGUCUAUAGCCGGUCAUUGGAGGAUUAUCUUGAGCACCUUCGACAAGUGUUGGAGACGCUCCGUCGCGCCAAGUACAAAGCCAAGCGCGACAAGUGCGAAUUUGUCCGGCAAGAGCUGGAAUGCUUGGGCAGCUUGGGCCAUUUUGUCACACCGGAGGGCAUCAGUCCGUUGUCGGACAAGAUUCAAGCCAUCCAAAAGUGGCCGGAGCCACGGAAAGUCACGGAUGUUCGUUCGUUCCUUGGUUUUGCCGGCUACUACCAACGUUUUAUCAAGGGAUACUCGAAGAUCGUGGCCCACUUGACCAAGCUUCAAUGCGAGGAUCGACCGUUUGACUUCGGAGAGGAUGCACGGGAAUCAUUUUUGACUCUCAAAGGCGCGCUAUUAUCUGCGGAGGUCUUGCGCAUAUACGACCCGUUAUUGCCAACGAGCGUCACUACGGAUGCGACCGACUAUGGCAUUGGUGUCGUCCUCGAGCAACACGAUGGCAUGGACUGGCACCUGGCCGAGUACUUCAGCAAGAAAGUGCCCGUCAUGCACUCCAUUGAUGAUGCACGCAAGGAGCUCCUCGCCUUUGUCCACACGCUCAAGCUGUGGCAGCACUUCCUCCUUGGUCGAAGUCAAUUCCGCUGCUCCGGCUCUGGAGGGAAGGAGAAAAGGAUGACAAUGAAUGGGAUCACCUCAGAUGGUAGGAUAGGACUGAAGUCUGUCGUCUCAUUUGCAGAGGGAGAAGGGGGAGAAGGUAGGCGUUUUCUAGGAGUUAUGGGGGUAGGAAAUGAAAGGGCUCAAACUGCAAGGGAGAAAGGAAUCAUGGGUAAAGGUGGGAAGAAGAAGAAGAAGGAGGAGGAGGAGGAGGAGGAGGAGGAGGAGGAGACGGAGGAGACAGAGAAGAAGGGGAAAACAGAGGAGGGCAUAGGAAGAGAGCACAGGAAGCCUCAUCAUCCUGCUCCUGCUCCUGCUCCUGAUGCUGAUGCUGACGCUGAUAAUGAUGCUGAUAACGAUGAUGAUACUGAAGAUGACGUCGUGAUAAAGAUGCUGCUGCUGAUGAUGAUGAUGAUGACGUCGGCGUCGACGAAACGCGCUGUGCUUCAAGAGGAACGUCCCAUGGCGGGCAUGAAGGCACGCGCUAUUCUGCCUGCAGCUGAGGGCGGAAGAAGACCUGCGACGACGGAGCCUUCACGGCGGUACGACCCGUCCAUGUACAGCCAUCUGCCGUCGUGGGAGACGCCGCUGCCUCCCUCGGACGAGGAGCCGGAGGGGGAUGAACUUCCAACGUUUCCUCUYGCCAGCGGGUCSACGCAGCUGUUGUCGCAGACGGUGCUCGUAGGCGGGUCGGCGAGCAACGAACGAGGCRAGUACACGUCACUCCUGCAGCAAGGGUUGGGAGACGACGACGACGGGGGAGUUGAUCUCCGGUUCGGCUUGAGUUCUGGCGGUGCCARGGAGGCGAGCMGCACGGUCAUCAYCGCCGCCCAUGCUUCCGCACGUGGCCUGCAGCAGCCUCGAAGGGAGCARACGGGACCUUCCACAGUACGUGGCGGCGCGUCCGUCGUUGGCGGUGUCGGGUCUUCGCCAGCAGCCCGGCAGCAUGUAUCGAGUGCGCCGUCCGGGGAACGAUUGACGGAUAACUGGGACGUGCGCACUGCUGCCGCAGCAGCGUCCCUGCGCACCAGCGGUGCACGCUCGUCAAUGCUGAACCGAACAACACCCGCGCCACCCGAAGGGAGGGACGAGGGCGCCUGCAGACCACUGGCGGGUUCAAGAGCCAGUGUGGAGAACAUCACUCGAGGCGUGUCGAACAUGCGGGCACACAGCGAUGUCGGCGACGACGAUGGUUGUGGCGGUGACGAUGCCGACGAUGGAUUCAGGGAGGAAGUCGAAGCGGGGGACGACGACGACGACAAUGUUGUUCGGCCUGUGGGGAAGACGGGUGGUAGGGGUAUUGGACGCAGCAACCGUGGUGGCCAUGGUCAAUCCGUUGGCCGUGGCGGCAGAGGUGGCGUCACCGACGACGGAGGGAAGUCUGCGACGUACUGGUCGACAGACGAGCAGAUGCUCCUCGAGUGGAAGUGGGUCGACAUUGCGAAGCGCAUGGCGAACGGUGGGAGCCCUAAAGACGCAGACGACUGCAUGAAGAAAUGGGACAAUUUGUUCCAAAACUACAAGAAGAUACAGAGGUUUCAGAACGCGAGCGGGCGACCAGAUUUCUUCAAGUUGUCCAACGACGAAAGGAAGGAGCACAACUUCAAGUUCCGGAUGGAGAGGGUGCUAUCCGCGGCCAGCAUGUCGACGCGAGGGAGCGCCCGUGGCACGAAGCGCGAUGCCGCAGCCGCCGUCGGGCUUGCGCAGGCGAAAGGUCGGUGCCAUAUCCCGAAAUCGAAGAAGGUGCGCUCCGGUGAAGCGUCAGGAAACGUGCCUGCUCGUGGUUCCGAAGGUUGGGCGACCGCAGCGGAAAUGGAGUCUGACGACGACUUCGGGAUGGAGGAACCGCAGGCGGAGGCGACGGCAUCCGCGGUGCGACAAAGCGCUUGCCAGCGAGCUUCUGAUCACAGCGCGUCGAAGAGGAUGCUCUCCCCUGCACCCGAGGCGCAGCAGGCGCGUGGCCGCGAUGCAAGGAAAGACAAGGCUGCCGUCAUCGUGGCGGAAGGCGAUGAUGACGAGACGUUGGAAAGACGUCGCCAGCGCAAUCUUGCACAAGACUCCGCAGCGCCGUUGAUGACUACACGCCUCCCGGAAAAGGAAGUCGUGCCAGAGCGACGCGCAAUCGAGGGCGAGGCGGCAGGUGCUGCGGGCGGGACCGCCACAGUGAACUCGGCCCCCGUGGCGACGGCGAGAGAGGAGGCAGCAGCUGCGACGACGGCGAGAGAGGACGCGCGUGGCGAGAAGACAAUCGAUCGGGAGGGCGGCGAUGUUGGUCCGAGCCGGGUGCGCAAGGAAACCAUGAGCAGAGAGCUCAUCGAUCGCGCCCUGCUCUGGGUGGAUGACAAAGCGUUCUGGAGGACGGGGGAGGGGCGGAGAUUGUACAACAUCAUCCACGAGACGCGGGAAUACUUCGUCGCCAUCGCCAGCGGCCUUCCAGCGACUACCGUCUCUCGCAGCGUCAUCCUGCCGAAGUCGAGCACCAGGGUAGCAAGGAUCUCCGACCCAUCGCAGCUGCAGCAAGCGAUCACCCGUGCGGCGAAAGUGGAGAACGUGGCUUUGCGCGUCCUGCAUGGCUGGGUUUUCAACUCCGGCAACCGCGCAAGGGGGUACAACCUGGCUUACCAGUAUGCACUGGAGUCCGUAGCAACGAACAUCGCGCGUGCUAUGUGGUACGCCGAGGACUGGUCCAACGUCGUCAGCGCGCCCAUCUGCGGCCACACGAUAGAUCUCAACAUGGACUUGCUACUGUGGUUCGCUGGCGCCCAUAUCAAUGACAGACCCGACGACGACGACAUGGCGGCAUACCAGGAGUCGACCGCCAUCUGCAUCGCCCAAACAUUCCGCGCGGCGGUGCAGAUGGGAGCGCACAUUGACGGCGAUUUCAUCUCCUACGACCGUCUUUGUCGGGUGGCUGACUGCUUCAGACUUCUGUUGGCGGCGGCAAUGUGGAUAAUGCACAUGGCGGGAGACGACUUCCGCAGCCACUACGAGGCGUUCUACUCCGUCAACUUGCUGGCCAGGCCUACACUGGUCGCGUCCAUGCAUCGCUCCUUCGACCAUAGACGAUCCGUCGUCCGCGCCUCGAAAGCCGUCACCGAGAGGCUCGGGAAGGCGAACCCCACGUUUGGCGAGCACCCCAACUACAUCCCUCAAUGGGCACCCUGCGGCAUUACUUUCGGCCACGACGCCAGCGUAACGGGUCCGGAGGAUUGCAAGAGGCUUGAUUGGUUGGGUUCGGGCCCCACCGAUGACGACGGCGACGACGACAAGAAAGAAGGCGUGUAGCGGGUGGGGCGGCGGUUGUUAUAGUCCUCGAACAUGUCCACGUGGCACAUCGACGUGAGGGGCUUCACCGCGGUUGGACUGUU